AAAGUCAAAACAGUCAAUCGGUGCAUACUGGCACAUGAGAUACUCCUGCAAAUCUGAAAGCCAGGAUCUUCUUCAGUGGCUCGUAAUGAUUGGGAGAUGAUGGUGCUGUUGGUGCUCUGUGUGUUUGCAGCCGUGUUCAACUGCAUCUCUGCCUCUACAGAAGUCUGCACCAAUACCUUCCUGCCUGGAGCUAAAGGAGACCAAGGUGAGAUUGGAGAGGAGGGAGAUCAGGGAAAACUGGGAAAGAAUGGACCACCAGGACUUCCAGGAGCGUCAGGAGAGUCGGGGCUUAAAGGAGAGGUGGGCCACACAGGAAAGAUGGGGCCCAUUGGAGACAAAGGUAACAAAGGAGGUACAGGUUUGGAGGGACCCAGUGGUUUAAAAGGGAAACUAGGCACAACAUGUGACUGUGGCAGAUACAGGAAGGUGGUUGGACAGCUGGAUGUCAAUGUAGGCAAGCUGAGGAAUGCUGUCAAGUUUGUGAAGAAUGUCAUCUUGGGGCUGAAGGAAACAGAAGAGAGGUACUACCUGCUGGUGAAGGAGCCUAAGAGGUUCAGAGAGGCUUCAAUGAACUGCAAGUUGAGAGGAGGCACCCUAGCCAUGCCAAAAACCAGCAACACCAACCAUCUAAUGGCAGCCUAUGUCAGUCAGGCAGGACUGACAAGAGUUUAUAUAGGAGUGCUGGCUCAAAGCAAGGACACAAAUGAAACGAGCACUUAUGUGUAUGCAGACUCCAGCCCUCUGCAGGGGUUUGCAGGGUGGAGCCAAGAAGAGGAGCUCAGCUCUAGAGUAGCUCCCACCACAAACUCAAGCUGUGUGGAGCUGCUCCCCACUGGGGCAUGGAGUCAUGUGGAGUGUGAAGCCACCAUGUUUUUCAUCUGCGAGUUCCCAAAGAGCAGGAGAAGAGGAGGAGGAGGAGGAGGAGGAGGAGGAAGAGGAGGGACACCUGCCCUGGCAUCAUCAUGAGUC
Molecule: messenger RNA, 969 nt
Organism: Anarrhichthys ocellatus (wolf-eel)
Lineage: Eukaryota; Metazoa; Chordata; Actinopteri; Perciformes; Anarhichadidae
Gene: colec10
Product: collectin sub-family member 10 (C-type lectin)
Exons: 7
Coding region: 97-966 (289 amino acids)
Biological process (GO): ossification
Molecular function (GO): growth factor activity
Source: RefSeq, a predicted model, not a curated record